AUGUCACACAACAUAUCUGAUACGAAUUUCACUGAAGAAUUUGGCAAAAUACAGUCUAGCAACUUACCUCCAUGGGUGUUCCAUAUCGCAAUACCCGUGUUUUCAGCAGUGGUGUUCCUGGUUGGUGUGAUCGGCAACGGCCUAGUUAUUUUUAUCAUUCUACGAUUUAAGAAAAUGCGGAAAUGUGUCACAAAUAUCUACAUACUGAAUCUUGCUCUGGCGGAUUUUAUAUUUUUCUUGGUUCUGCCUUUCGUGGUAUAUUUCAACGCUUCAGUGAACUGGAUAUUCGGGAAAGUGAUGUGCAAGCUCACGAUGGGUCUUGAUGGAAUGAAUAUGUUUACGGGGAUUUUUACCUUAACAGCAAUGGCUGUAGACAGACAUGAAUCUAUUAUACAUGCAGCGGACACAAGGUCUUAUCGUCGGAUUCUCGGAGCAAAAUGCAUAUGUAUCGGACUGUGGGUGUUGUCUCUGUUGGUCACGCUUCCCCUGUGGUUUUACGCUACAUCGGAAUUGCUACAUAACAGUUUGUCUGUCUGUACCAUCGUAUGUUCAGUUGCAGUGACAUAUUACUUUAUGGCUGCCGCUUUUAUUCUCGGGUUCGUAGCACCACUUAUGAUUAUCUGCGUGUGUUAUGUACGAAUCGUCAGAUUCCUUCGCUGCAAGCAGAAAUCGUUACGUCAAACAGCAAUCAAAAUUGGCAGGAUUUCCACUUUGGUUGUCGUCACAAUAUGCGUAUUUGUAUUUUCGUGGACAUCGUUCUGGCUUGUGCGCAUCGUAUUGUUAGCUGCACCGAAUGGACCACCGUCGAAAUCGAUGGAGGUAGCAUACUAUUGUAGUCUAUGUGUAACCUUUCUAAACGGAUGUCUUGAUCCCUUCAUAUACGCAUGUUUUAAAAACGAUAUAAGUCAGAAAUUGUCAAGAAUGUGUUCUUGUCAGAAACACAUGACAAGAUGA
Molecule: messenger RNA, 954 nt
Organism: Saccoglossus kowalevskii
Lineage: Eukaryota; Metazoa; Hemichordata; Enteropneusta; Harrimaniidae
Product: somatostatin receptor type 2-like
Source: RefSeq, a predicted model, not a curated record